This is a messenger RNA of Drepanopeziza brunnea f. sp. 'multigermtubi' MB_m1, 861 nucleotides long. RefSeq lists its product as uncharacterized. The record is from RefSeq and is a predicted model, not a curated record. NCBI's taxonomy places the organism in Eukaryota, Fungi, Ascomycota, Leotiomycetes, Helotiales, Drepanopezizaceae.
AUGCUCACCGACAAGAUCCGACUGUCGGGCCCCGAGUCCCAAGAGCCCGAAGACUACCUCUGCUCUUCCCUCGCCGUCAUCUUCCCAGACGACAUCAUGAAUCAACACGGUGACGCCUACUCCUCCGUCAUCUACCUCUCGCCCUCGCACGGCUCCUUCGAACUCUCCCUCGCCGACCCCCAAGGUGAAGACUCUAGGAAGUUAUUCAGUCAUUUCCUGUGGAACGCGAGCGUGCAGCUGGCGGAGUUUAUCGAAGAGGGAAGACUGCGGCAGGGCGAGGAAGUCGAGCAGUGGAGUGUGCGGGGUGAACGAGUCCUUGAACUUGGUGCCGGGACAGGAUUGGCGGGAAUCGUGGCGACGUUGGAAGGGGCCGAGGAGGUCGUCAUCAGUGAUUAUCCUGCCGACGAGGUCCUCAAGAAUAUCCAGGCGAAUGUGGACCGUAACGUGGCGCCGAGGAGGACGAAGUCUGCGGGCGGGGUAGCGAAGGUGGAGGUUCAGGGCCAUGAGUGGGGAGUCCUUGAGGACAAGUUUUCCAUGGAAAACAAGGGGGGAUUUGGAGUUGUGCUGGUGGCGGACUGCCUGUGGAUGCCGUGGCAACACUCGAAUCUGUUGAAGAGUAUAGCUUGGUUUCUGAAGGCGAACGGUAGGGCGUGGGUUGUUGCCGGGUUUCAUACGGGGAGGGAGAAGAUGAGAGGGUUCUAUGACGGCGUGGUAUUGAAGGAAGCCGGCUUGGAGAUUGAGAGGAUUUGGGAGAGGAAUGCGGAGGGGCAUGAGAGAGAGUGGGUUGAGGAUAGGGGGAUUGAGGAUGUGACGGAGAGGAAACGAUGGCUCGUUAUCGGGGUUUUGAAGAAGGUCGGAUGA